Molecule: messenger RNA, 1815 nt
Organism: Fusarium redolens
Lineage: Eukaryota; Fungi; Ascomycota; Sordariomycetes; Hypocreales; Nectriaceae
Product: beta-lactamase/transpeptidase-like protein
Exons: 1
Coding region: 281-1462 (393 amino acids)
Source: RefSeq, a predicted model, not a curated record
CCACUACUUAGAUCUCUUAUAACAGGAGAACAGACUACUCCAGCGACACGUGGGUAUUAAAUCCGAGUGAUCCGAGUGAGCUUCACCGCCGUACAAGGAUGUAUUUAUGGGUCCGGAUAUACGUGCAUAACCAAUAAGCUAUUAAUAAGUCGUGACUUCGGAUAAAAGGGUCAUGCACAAAGCUUUCCUGUCUUAACGCCAGUGCAAUAUCUUCCUCGCAUCUCAGUUGAAGCUCGUUGCUUGUAUUCUUCAGUUGCUGCCACAUAUAACACCUAUCAGGAUGGCUCAAGUCCAAGGCCACUGCGAAGACCGUUUUGUCAAGCUCCGCGACUUGAUGCAAGAAUUCAUCGCGUCCGGACAAGACAUCGGGGCGAGUCUCUGCGUGAAUAUCGACGGCGACAAUGUGGUGGACUUAUGGGGCGGCUACGCCGACGCAUCAACCAAGAAACCAUGGACAAGGGAUACUGUGGUGAACGUCUUCUCGACCUCGAAACUAGUCACCAACCUCGCAGCUCUGAUGCUGAUCUCGCGUGGUCUCCUCCAUCCCGAUGACAAGGUCGCCCAGCACUGGCCUAAGUUUGCAGCGAAGGGGAAGUCCGAGAUCACGGUCGGCCAAGUGUUGGCUCACACAGCAGGUCUCUGCGCGUGGCAGGAUGAUAUGACGCUAGAGGAUAUAUGCGACGUCCAGUCGGCAACCGACAAGCUGGCGAUCCAAGCACCGCUAUGGGCUCCUGGAACCGCAAUGGGAUACCACGGUUUGACGCAAGGUUUCCUCAUCGGGGAACUGGUACGAAGGAAGACGGGCAUGUCCAUCGACAAGUUCAUAACGGAAGAGAUUUACCGGCCGCUGGGCGAGGAAGCGGACUUCCAGCUCGGGUGUUGCAAGGAGGACUGGAACCGAAUUGCCCCCGUCAUACCUCCACCGGGGCUUUCGAUCCAAGAGGCGCUCAGCAAGGCGGGGUUCGAGCAAGACUCAAUCAUCGUGCGCACGUUGUGUAACCCUUCGUUCGUUGCCGAGGACGCCAACACUGCGCUCUGGCGGUCCUGCGCGUUAGGUUCAGUCAACGGCCACACAAACGCUAGGGCACUAGUCAAGAUCCUCUCCUGCUUCUCGCUCGGCGGCACAUGCGCUGGAGGCGGCCAUCGCUUGCUGUCAGCUGAGACGGUGAAGCUGGCGCUUACGGAGCAUGCCAUUGGGACAGAUUUAGUGACAAUGCGGAGCGGGAGGCGCGGACUUGGAAUCUACCUCACCGGACCUGGGUCUGGAAUCGUCGAGGGCAAGCUGCCGGCGGGCAAUGUUGGGUGGGGUAGUGGAUGGGGCGGUUCGAUCGUCGUUAUUGAUAGCGAUAGGAGGCUCACAAUCGCGUAUGCCAUGAACAGAAUGCUAAGUGAAGAGCAUCCUUCCCCGGCAGCGUUUAUUAAGGCGAUUUAUGAGAUACUUGGAGUUACCAUAGCUGCCUGAAGCUAUGUGUUGCAUAAUAGGGCAUGAGAAGGUUUAUUUACAUAAGGUCUUAUUAAAUCACCAUGGAGUCUAUUGCAUUACAAAGGGGAAGUGCAAGAGCCCAGCAGUUUAACCCCAAAGUGUUUCUUCCAAAAUUGGCGAUUAGACAUGCUCCGGAGACUAUCACUAAGCUUGAUCAAGUUAUAAGGGAAUGCUUUCUCAACCAAUCGGUUCCGAUUUUCAGCUGGCUGAAGAACAUUGAACAUCGUGGACAAGGCGAUAUUGUUUCACCAGUCGCAGAGCCUCAAACUCUAACAGGGCUUCGUGAGAGCCACAGAGAUUCCUCUGCCGAUCACGGCCUAACGACCACUGAG